AAGCUUGGUCCGGACUCGCCAGCCUACCAUUACUACAGUUUGAUGGCUGGCACGGAACAUACACGCACCAUAGCUGCCGUGGCCCUCAUUUCACAGACAGCCACACGUAUCCUGGCUGUCAGACAUAACCUGACGGUGGGACAGGUGUCGUUGGUGCUACCGCAGCACGACACCAUGAAGACGGUACUGGCGGAGUCGUGUCCGACUCCGCUACCGCCGUCGUCCUGUCCACCGUCCCGAUACCGAACCCUGGACGGUACCUGUAACAACCCGGACCAGCCCAGGUGGGGAGCCGCCAGCACCCCGUACCUCAGGCUGCUGCCUGCAUGGUACGCUGACGGAGUGUCCACGCCCCGGGCGUCCCUGGCUGGACGACCUCUACCCUCUGCCGCCCGUGUGUCUCAGGAAAUCCACGCAGGACACGUGAAGACCCAUGCUCACGUGUCCCUGCUGGCCUCUGUGUGGGGUCAGUACCUUGCCCACGACCUCUCCAGACCCCUCGUAGCUGAGGGCGUCAGAGGAGAACGAGUAAGUUCUUCGGUGUUUGGACCGGUGGUCAACCCCUCCCCCAGUGCUUUUCCCCCCACGAUUGGGGAUCUGUGCUGGGAGUACGCCAGGAACCGCGCCUGCCAACCCCCACUGAUUGUGCUCUGGGCGUUUUGCGAGCAAAAUUUAACGGCGCGACGGCGUUCCGGACGGCUCUGGGGUGGGGAAACCCCGGGGUUUUUUAACUCCGUGGCCCCAGCCCCUCUACAGCUGGUGCUGACGCUGUUGCCAGACCAGCUAUCCCUCGGCCACGAUCUGUUGCCACUAGCUACCACCGCCCUCAACAUGUCGGUCUUGUACCAACCCGGUGCUUACGAAGACCUCAUCCGUGGUCUAGUUAACUCCAACUCUCUGACUUUUGAUCCAGCCGUCAGUGACUCUAUUCGUGGAUACUUGGGUGGCGUGGACUUAGUGGCACGAAGGGUUCAGAGUGGCCGUGAUCAUGGACUUCCCCCUUACGUAGUAUGGCGUCCUCUCUGUGGGCGCCGACCCGCUCAUACCUUCGAUGACCUCCAAGACACUAUGAACAGGGAAAACAUCGCUCGCCUUCAGUCAAUUUACGUCAAUGUGGCCGAUAUCGAUCUCUUUACCGGCAUCAUCUCUGAACGGCCGCAGGAAGGAGCGCUGGUAGGCCCCACAGCCUCUUGCCUCCUCGCUCUCCAGUUCAAAGUGCUCCGGCAGACAGAUAGGUAUUGGUACGAGAAUGAUGUUCCUCCAGCAGCCUUCAGCAAAGAACAACUCUUUGAGAUCCGCAAGUCGUCAGUGGGUCGCUUGUUGUGCAACAAUGUACCAGGACUGGAAGAGGUCACCAUGUCUGCCUUCCUGGCAGCAGACCAGUUCCUAAAUGCUCCAGUUCCAUGCCACACCUUUGAUAACAUUGAUUUGGGCAUCUGGAAGACUCGGGGAAAGGUCGUGGUCGAUGAAGACAUACUACACAGCGUAGUUCAAAAAGGAAAACAAGCCGUGGAGAAGCGAAGGCAAAUGGAAAAGUUAAUCUUCGAGCAAGGUUUGGUGGCCGGCUCGAAAUCACCUGUUGGGUCUGCCUAUGCUAAUAACAAACCCAACCCGACUUCACUGAUCUUAGCCAACACUUCGGUGUUACUGGAGGCCACUAGUCAAGAGCUUAUUACUAUCAUGCAUGACCGCAGAGUCCGUCGACAGAUCCAAGGUCUCGGCAAUGAGUUCGAUUCCUUCGAUAUCAACUUGCCCUCCGUCGAUAUCUCUGGUCUUGUCCCUCCUGCGCCUCUCAUCCGUUCGUGUCGGGAAACUGAGGAACACAGAGCCUGUAAUGCCCGCAAUCGCUUCAGAACCAUCAGCGGCCAUUGUAACAACCUCCGACGUCCAGACUUUGGUCGCUCCAACACAGUGUUUGCGCGCAUGCUCCCAGCUGGGUAUGACGACAGCAUCUCAGAGCCUCGGAAACGCUCAGUCUCUGGCGAGAGUCUGCCUUCCCCCCGCACCAUCUCCACCACCAUUCACAACGACAUCUCUCACCUGCACGCCCGCUACACCCUCAUGGUGAUGCAAUUUGGACAAUUCCUUGAUCACGACAUUACCUUCACUCCCGUCAACAAAGGUUUCCAGAAUUCCAUUCUGGACUGCAGGGACUGUGAAGCGCAACAAAGAGUUCACCCCGAGUGUUUACCCAUCCCAGUCCCCGACAACGAUCCUUUCUAUCCCUCAGUCAACAUCUCUUCAGGAAGACCUUUCUGCAUCGCCUUCACCAGGUCAUUGCCGGGUCAGCAGACACUUGGAGCACGAGAACAGAUCAACCAGAACACUGCGUAUCUCGACGCUUCGCAUAUCUACGGUCAGGAGCUGUGUAGCGCCCGAGAACUACGAACCAACCAGAAUGGUCACCUGAAUGUCACUAGUCAUCCCAUCCGUGGCAAGCCUCUCCUGCCCCAGUCAACAGGAGUGCCGGAGUGCAAGGCGGACUCUGGUCGGUGUUUCAUGGCAGGCGACACAAGGUCCUCGGAGCAACCAGGUCUGGCUGUGGUUCAUACCAUCUGGAUGAGGGAACACAACAGGAUUGCUGAUGGUCUGGCUGAGAUAAAUCCACAUUGGGACGACGAACGGCUGUACCAGGAGGCGAGAAGGAUCGUGAUAGGAGAGUGGCAACAUGUCGUCUUCAACGAGUUUCUUCCCCGCGUCCUGGGCUGGAACGCCAUGAGGCUCUACUCUCUCACACUGAAGCCCGAGGGAUUUUAUGGAGAGUAUGAUGGGAACUGCAACCCUGGUGUCCUGAACGAGUUCGCCUCUGCUGCAUUCCGUUUCGGUCAUUCCUUGAUCCGCAGGUCUUUGCUACGUAUGGACACCUCCUUCAGCGAGAACCACGACGGAGUAGAACUACGCCGAAGUUUCUUUAAUCCGGACAUGCUGCUGGAAUUCCAGAUGAUAGACGAAUUGGUACGAGGAAUGAUCUCCACACCCAUGGAAACGCUAGACAACUUCCUCACUGAAGAGAUUACUAAUCAUCUCUUCGAGGACGCUACCAUUCCCUUCUCGGGUCUCGACCUCGCUGCACUGAACAUCCAGCGAGCGCGAGAACAUGGAAUUCGACCCUACAACGAGUACAGGGCUAUCUGUAAUCUCAAGCGAGCUAGAACUUUCACUGACCUCAGCAGGGAAAUUAAGCCAGAACUGAUUGAAAAGUUGCAAAGGGUAUACUCUAGUGUUGAGGACAUAGAUCUCUUCACCGGAGGACUCUGUGAGACUCCCCUACAAGGAGGUAUCAUCGGCCCCACAUUCGGCUGCAUCAUAGGACUACAGUUCUCCUUCGCCAGAAAAUGUGACAGAUUCUGGUACGAGACUUCGAAUCCCAACGUGGCCUUCACUGAGAAGCAGCUAAGUGAGAUCAGGCAGGUGACGAUGGCGUCACUCAUCUGCCAAAACUGUGAUGUUGUCGAGCAGAUCCAGAGAGGCGUCUUUGACAUGCCACAUGACUUCUUGAAUCCACGUGUGCCAUGCGGAGCCGUUGCCAGAGUCAACCUGCAGGAGUGGCGAGAUUCGAACACUUGCAUCAUUGGCAACCAGGCGGUGGGCGUGGGCGAGACCCGCACGCCUACGCCCUGCACCCUCUGCACCUGCACCACCUCAGGAGAGCAGUGCCAGACCCUCAAGGUCAACUGCUUUGAGCUGAGAUCUCGCUUUGGACUGGACGAAAUUCUCCGAGACAAUGUAUGCCGGGCGCAGUGCGGGAACAUCUUGGAUCCUAACCGCCCAUCACAAGCCACUGCCGCCCUGCCACCCGCACCCCGCCCACCCUCUGUCAGUGUGUUCAAUGAGGGGCUCACACCGCCCCCACCACCACCCCCACCACAACCUCAGCCACCUGUACCCCCACGUGGAAGACCUAUACCCCCCACCGGGCCAGUAUUCCGACCCCCACCACCUUCACUGCUGCAGAACAACCCCCUUCGAUUCCCAUUCCCAAUUCCCCCAUUCUUAAGGUCUCUCUUCAGCUAGAAUAAUGCAAAACCAUUCAAUCUUUUUCAGUAUUUCCCAUUCUUCACCACUUUCUCCCUCUCGCUCACUGUCCAUACUCUAUCCCUCCUCCCCUAAACCGAAAACUGAUGGAGAAAAUCCAGUUUUAUCUGAGAAAUGCGUCCUUGUACCACAGAAACAUCGUCUGUCCCUCAGAUUCCUGUGGGUUCCUCUUGCAGAUCACCUUCAGUUUAUUCUUAACCACAGGCAAUACUUCUGGAUUCUUAUUGUUCAAUUUCCCACAGGAACUUCAGACCUCAGUAUAUCGUGGAUUCGUUUCCAUUUGUCAGCCUAUUCCAUGGAUUUCCGUUACACCUCGUAGUAGUAUUUUGCAGAAUAAUUUUGCAGGUCUAUUGUUGCCCAGCCUAUUCGACGAAAUUAUUUUUAAUUACUCUCCCCCAUGGACUUUCAGGCCUUAACAUCCUAAAUAUUGCAAUAAGUUGGUAGAAUUACCGACAAUGUAAAGCACACAAAUGUAACUAAUGCGACAAUUUAUUGAGGCGACGUUUCGCUCUCCAGAAGCCUUGUCAAGCCGUAACAGCUAACAAAACUAGAGAGCGAAACGUUGCCAUAAUAAAAUAUCACGUCAGUUGCACCUUAAGAACGUAAAUAUUCUUACAGUAGAUACCCAGUAAAAGGCACAUACAUCCUCCCAUCACAUGGCUUGACCAGAAACAUUCUGGUCCUUAACGUGUAUAACUCGAGUUCCGCUAACUUGUUACUUCAAAGAGAAUUUUGAAAGCCUGUUUCACAGGAUUUUAAUUCUAUAUACAUUUUGGACGCGUCUGAGCAUCCCAAGUAUAUUUUUUUAUAUGUUGAAAUGCGAUAUUUUUAAAAACGUGAGACUCAAUGAUCGUUUUAACAAAUAUGAAAUAUAGAGAGAAUCUGCUAAAAUAAAUCUUAUAUAUUUCUAUAUUAAAAUUGUUAUGUAUCUGAACUUGGUUAUUUAGAAGUUUUACCUAAACUGAUCUGUGGAACACGAGUCCCAGAUCUCAAAUGUUUAAGAUUUCUUCGUUUUUUUCAUUAGUUUGUGUACAAAUUUACCAAAACAUUGUGAGGUGGCUGGGCCAUUGAGUUGCAAUGUAGAUACAUUAGUAUAAUAUAUUAUACUACUAUAAUCUGUUAGUAUCAAAA
Molecule: messenger RNA, 5166 nt
Organism: Cherax quadricarinatus
Lineage: Eukaryota; Metazoa; Arthropoda; Malacostraca; Decapoda; Parastacidae
Source: RefSeq, a predicted model, not a curated record